AUGUCAGCUCGUCCUUGUCUUCAUUUUACACCGCCAGAGGGAUUUAUGAACGAUCCCAAUGGUCUUGUGCAGUCCAAUGGAUUAUGGCACUUGUUUUACCAGUGGAAUCCAACCGGAAUGGAAGCAGGAAAUCAACAUUGGGGCCACGCUAUUAGCAGAAAUCUGUAUAAUUGGAACUAUCUUCCUGUAGCACUUUUACCCAAUGAGGACGGAGGCCUCAUGUUCAGCGGAAGCGCUGUUGUUGAUAAAAGCAAUACUACCGGGUUUUUCAAAGAUUCACAGGGAAGGAUUCCUACAAACACUGAUGGUCGUAUCGUUCUUAUUUACUCGACUCAUUACGAUGACCGCGAGACUCAAAAUAUAGCGUAUAGUCCCGACGGAGGCAUCACAUUUAUUAAGUAUGAAAACAAUCCUGUUAUUGAUCUCAAUGAGUCUCAGUUCCGCGACCCUAAAGUUUUUUGGCAUGAAGAGACAAAUCAUUGGGUCAUGGUCGUUGCACUCGCUCAAAAGUUUCGCAUAGCUAUUUUCCGUUCCCCUAACCUGAAAAACUGGGAAAAGGUUUCCGAAUUUGGUCCAGCCGGCUUCACUGGUUACCAGUAUGAAUGUCCUGAUCUUUUCCGCCUCCCUAUUGAGAAUACGGAAGACCAUCGUUGGGUUAUGGUUGUAUCCAUUAAUCCUGGAUCCCCUAUGAGCGGAGGAUCUGUCACCCAGUACUUUAUUGGCGACUUUGAUGGCAUUACCUUUACUCCUAUCGAUAACAUGGCUCGUAUCUUUGACUAUGGUAAUGACUGCUAUGCAGGUCAAACAUAUUCCAACGUCCUCAACGGUAAAGUGAUUUCCAUGAGUUGGGCUAGUAACUGGAAUUAUACGAAUGAUGCUCCUGCGAAAAAGUAUCGUGGAAUGUUGACGUGCCCUCGUGAACUUUCUCUUCGUUCUAUGCCUUUGAACCCUGAAACACAAGAGCUUGUUCUAGUUCAGCGUCCCUGUAACAUUGAAACUUUGAAGCAUCCUCUUUCCGAACCUGCUCCUUUAGCCUUGCAAACCGUUUCUGAAUUUCCUCCGACAUUUGUCUGUGGCACUAGAUUCUAUCUUUGCGCUACCAUGCCUGCCUCUGCAUCCGAAUCAGAAAAACUGGAAUUUCUGCGUCUGCGUUGGUCAGCAACUUCUGAUGUCCUUGAUAGCAAACAAUACAUCGAGAUUGGUUAUCGUUUUAGCGAUGGUGCUGUCUAUAUUGAUCGCGGUUCUUGUGAAGCAAGCUGGAAGAAUCCACUUUAUCCUGAACGUUGCAUUUCCAGCUUACCUCCCAUUGUUCUUGAAGAUAAACUAUUGGUGGAUUUGGGAAUUCUUAUGGACCAUUCUAUUGUUGAAGUUUAUGGGAAUCACGGAGGGAAGGUCUUUACGAACGCCUACUGCUUUUCAGAAGGAUCUGAAGAUUCUCCUCUUAAGUAUUAUCAUUUGGAGCUUCCUAAAGCUGCCAAAUUAGUCAAAGCUAAUAUGUUGCCUCUUUUCACAAGAGUUGCAAAGUAUUGUCGCAAAUGGAAAUUGGUAUAA
Messenger RNA from Schizosaccharomyces cryophilus OY26, 1551 nucleotides. RefSeq names its product beta-fructofuranosidase. Gene Ontology annotation, biological process: sucrose catabolic process. Gene Ontology annotation, cellular component: fungal-type vacuole. The coding region runs from base 1 to 1551 and encodes 516 amino acids. NCBI's taxonomy places the organism in Eukaryota, Fungi, Ascomycota, Schizosaccharomycetes, Schizosaccharomycetales, Schizosaccharomycetaceae. Gene Ontology annotation, molecular function: sucrose alpha-glucosidase activity. The transcript is spliced from 2 exons. The record is from RefSeq and is a predicted model, not a curated record.